AUGAAAGUCCUCUUCCUCGGCGCAUCAGGCUCCAUCGGCAGCGAAGCUCUCCGCCAAUGUCUCUCCCAUCCAAUAAUCACAUCCGUAAUCGCAUUCGUGCGCCGCCCUCUGCCCGUCAACAAUCCCAAGCUUCAAACCGUCAUGAUCAGCGACUUUUUAAAAUGGUCUGACGAUGUUCUCCUACCGCAUGUUGAUGCCGCUGCUAUGAUUUGUGCCAUGGGCUCGUAUAGAGGAAAUGUGAAUGUCGAUAUGGAAUAUCCCCUCGCGUUCCAAACUGCCUUUGCGACUCUUCUCGGGAAACAACCGAAACGAGAACCAUUUCGGUUUAUUCAUCUCAGUGGGAAGUGGGUUGUUCAAGAGCAAGAUGCGAAAUUAUGGGUUAAUGACUACCCUCGUAAACUUAAAGGCUUGUAUGAGCUUCGCUCGCUAGAGGUUGCAAAAGAGCAUGAGGCUAUUUGGAAGGCUUGGAUGUUGAGGCCCGGGGGCGUCAUUACACAGAGGUUGAGAGUGCCUGGGUAUUUGGCUCAGGUGCUUUUGGGUGAUGAUUAUGUUAUUAGGAAUGAAGAGUUGGACUACAUGAACAAAGAACAACAAAAUGCAAAGAAAUUCACGUGUCUAUAG
Molecule: messenger RNA, 621 nt
Organism: Fusarium verticillioides 7600
Lineage: Eukaryota; Fungi; Ascomycota; Sordariomycetes; Hypocreales; Nectriaceae
Exons: 4
Coding region: 1-621 (206 amino acids)
Source: RefSeq, a predicted model, not a curated record